AUGUAUCUGUAUACCAUUGUCUGUCUGCUCAUUUCUUCUCCUCCUCUCCACUGUUCAUUCAAAGCUCGUUUUUCCUGUUUCUCUCUCUCAAUUACUGCUGAUUUAUCAAAAGCUACGCAAAACAAUAUGAGUGAGGUUGUAGAAGAUAGGAUUAGCAACUUGCCGGGUUCAAUUCUUCAUCAUAUCCUCUCCUUUGUUGGUACUCGUAAUGCUGCUCGGACUUGUGUAUUAUUUAAACGAUGGAUGUACAUUUGGAGGUCUAUCCCUAUCCUUAAGUUUCAAAACUACAAUUCAUGGAAGGCCGAUACGUUCAUAGAUUUUGUUGAUAAAACGUUGGAGUUUCACGAUGAGUCAAACAUAAAGGAGUUCUCUCUCUCCUCUGAUGCAUACUUGGAUGAACCACGGAUUCAAAAAUGGAUCUCCACUGUGUUAAGUCACAAUGUUGAAGAUUUCUCGCUCAGAUUGAACCAGAGCGACGGAGUUCCGAUGCCAUCAUCUUUUUAUACUUGUGAAUCACUAACUUCUUUGAGGCUACUUUCAAGCACUGUUUCCUGUUUUCCUAAAUAUAUAUCUUUUCCGAGAUUAGAAAGAUUUAUUCUUACUGGAGUGAAGUUUAGAGAUGAGUGCUGGAAUGAGCAACUCUUUUCUAACUGCCCCGUACUACGGUUUUUGGGUGUGGCAUUCUGCACGAGGUCAGAUAUGAAGAAUUUUUGUAUUUCAAAUCCUGCACUGAAAGACGUAGAUAUUAUGAAUCCAGAAAAAGGAGGAUAUGGCUUUCCAAAUUGUGCUCUCAAAAUUGAUGCACCAAAUCUGGAGACUCUCACCUACAUGGGUAGGGUUGCAAAGGAUUAUGUCCUAUCUAGUUUUCCAACACUAGUUAAAGCAACAGUUGACUUUUCCUUUGAAGAAUAUGGUGCAAUGUGGGAGCAAGAUAUAGCUUAUGGUGCAGUUGCAUGUAAGUUUCUUCAAGCACUUGCACAUGUGAUGUAUCUAAAAAUUUCUGACAGAACCCUACAGGUUCUCUCUGUUGCAGACGAUUUAUUGAACAAUUUACCUUCAUAUCAUAAUUUGCACAACUUGAUUCUGACUCAGGAGGUAACCGCUGAUAAAGCAGUAAUUGUUUUGCUCGAAAAAGCACCUAAUCUGGUGUCACUCGACUUUGAAGUGUUUUAUCCCCCUGACCCCGACGAAGAAGAAGACAAGGAUGAGGAUGUAGGGGAUGAUGGCGGCAAAGACAACCAUUAA
This is a messenger RNA of Papaver somniferum (opium poppy), 1245 nucleotides long. RefSeq names its product F-box/LRR-repeat protein At3g58900-like. The transcript is spliced from 4 exons. Gene Ontology annotation, molecular function: protein binding. The record is from RefSeq and is a predicted model, not a curated record. Bases 1 to 1245 code for a protein of 414 amino acids. NCBI's taxonomy places the organism in Eukaryota, Viridiplantae, Streptophyta, Magnoliopsida, Ranunculales, Papaveraceae.